Messenger RNA from Erigeron canadensis, 1396 nucleotides. Its product is annotated as sedoheptulose-1,7-bisphosphatase, chloroplastic. Gene Ontology annotation, cellular component: cytoplasm. Lineage: Eukaryota; Viridiplantae; Streptophyta; Magnoliopsida; Asterales; Asteraceae. The record is from RefSeq and is a predicted model, not a curated record. The coding region runs from base 80 to 1255 and encodes 391 amino acids. The transcript is spliced from 8 exons. Gene Ontology annotation, molecular function: fructose 1,6-bisphosphate 1-phosphatase activity. Gene Ontology annotation, biological process: gluconeogenesis; fructose 6-phosphate metabolic process; sucrose biosynthetic process.
ACACUAGUAAUUGAAUCAAACACAUUCUUCUUCUUCUUCUUCUUUCUUCAGCUUCUGCUAAAAACAGAACAUAUCAAAAAUGGAGACAGCAGGGGUGGCAUGCUUUGCACGUGGGACAAUCAUGCCAAGAGUUGCUUCUUCUCAACAUACAACUUCUUCAUUUGCAUCUCCAAGGACCAUUUCUCCAUCAUUCACCACCAAGAGUUUAAAAUCAAGCUCAUUAUUUGGAGAAGCAUUGAGGAUAAUGCCAAGGUCUUCCCUCAAGGUUUCAAAGGCACAAAAUUCGUCGCUCAUAACCAAAUGUGAGAUCGGUGAAAGUCUGGAAGAUUUUCUUAAAAAGGCAACCCCAGACAAGGGUUUGAUCAGAUUGUUGACUUGCAUGAGUGAAGCUGUCAGAACCAUUGCGUUUAAAGUCCGAACUGCUUCUUGUGGUGGCACCGCAUGUGUCAACUCAUUCGGUGAUGAGCAGCUUGCAGUAGACAUGCUUGCCGACAAGCUUUUGUUUGAUGCCUUGGAGAACUCUCAUUUCUGCAAAUAUGCUUGCUCUGAAGAAGUUCCUGAGCUUCAAGACAUGGGUGGUCCAGUCGAAGGCGGAUUCAGUGUUGCUUUUGAUCCCCUUGACGGGUCCAGCAUUGUUGACACAAAUUUCACUGUGGGCACCAUAUUUGGAGUAUGGCCGGGAGAUAAGCUAACCGGGGUGACUGGAGCAGACCAAGUGGCUGCAGCCAUGGGUAUUUACGGACCGAGAACUACUUAUGUUCUUGCUAUCAAGGGCUUCCCUGGAACCCAUGAGUUUCUUCUUCUUGACGAAGGAAAAUGGCAACAUGUGAAGGAAACAUAUGAAAUUUCAGAAGGGAAGAUGUUUUCCCCAGGAAAUCUGAGAGCCACUUUUGACAACCCAGAAUAUGACACGCUGAUCAACUACUACGUAAAAGAAAAGUACACUUUGCGAUACACUGGUGGAAUGGUGCCUGAUGUUAACCAGAUCAUUGUGAAAGAAAAGGGGGUUUUCACUAAUGUGAUAUCACCAACUACAAAAGCCAAGCUAAGGCUUCUAUUUGAAGUCGCUCCUUUAGGACUAUUGAUCGAGAAUGCUGGAGGUUACAGCAGUGAUGGAACAAAGUCCGUGUUAGACAAAGUUAUCGUGAACCUUGAUGACCGGACUCAAGUAGCCUAUGGGUCUAAAAAUGAGAUCAUCAGGUUUGAAGAGACACUAUAUGGGUCAUCCAGGCUCAAGGUGCCAGUUGCAGCUUAGAACUUGAUAAUUCAAGUUUGUUUUGUAAACAUGUGUUGCUAAGAAUUCAAUGAAAAGUUUUUAUCAUAUAUAUAAAUCGGACUUUUAAGAUUUUUGUAACAAUAUUUUUGUUAAAAGUUAUGGAAUAUUAUUUGCUAGAAA